AUCCUUAACCCACUGAGCAAGGCCAGGAAUCGAACCUGCAGGCUCAUGGUUCCUAAUCAGAUUCGCUAACCACUGAGCCACGACAGGAACUCCAGCAUGUGACUUUCUGAAGAGAAUCAGCCGAGUGGGGAUGGUGGCAGUGGCGGCUGCUGUGGGCCGGCUACAGCGGCUCCUCGUGGCCCAGGUCACGGGACACUGGCAUCGGCUGCAUGGCACAGGGCUGCCACCAGGCUUCCUGCACACCUUGGCCAACGGCGAUGCAGCCCAGAAGCAGCAGGUGGCUCACUUCACCUUCCAGCCUGACCCGGAGCCCCGGGACACGGCAGGCGCUGGGCUGAGAAGUUUACAGUCAUCGUCACAUUGGAUGCCCAGGACAGCCUUAAGAGGGCACCAACAAGGGCCUUGGAUAACUCAGUGGCCAAAGAUCCUACUGCAGUCACGUUUGGUGAGGAUGUGGCCUUUGGUGGAGUCUGAUGUACCAUUGGCUUGCGAGCCACAUAUGGUAAAGAUGGAGUUUCUGAUGCCCCCUCGUGUGAACAAGGAGUUGCUGGAUUGGAGUUUCGGUCACCGGGGCUACGGCCACUGCGGAAACUCGGCUUGCAGAUUAUAUUUUCCUGCUCUUGAUCAGAUUGUUAAUGAAGCUGCAAAGCGUCCUGGCCGCUCUGGGGAUCUCUUCAAUUGUGGAAGCCUCACCGUCCAGUCCCCUCAGAGCUGAGUCCACCAUGGGGCUCUCUGUCAUCCCCAGAGUCCUGAAAUUUUUUUGCCUACUGCCCAGGAGUCAAGGUGGUUGUACCCAGAAGCCCUUUCCAGGUUGAGGGACUUCUUUUGUCAUGCACUGAAGAUAAAAAUCCUUGGAUAUUUUUUGAACCUAAGAUACUUGACAGAGCAGCAGUGAAACAGGGUUCCCACCAAGCCACCAUACAGCAUUCUUCUGCCCCAGGCUGAAGUCACCCAAGAAGGAGGUGAUAUCACUCCUGCUGCCUGGGGCACGUGGCCUGGGGUUGCUUCCAUGGCUCAGGAGGGGACUGGAGUGGCCUGUGAGGUCACUGAUCUGAGGGCUCUCAUACCAUGAGAAGCAGACACAGUUUGCAAGUCUGAUCAAAUCAGGGUGGCUGCCGAUGAGUCAUGCGGCUCCCUGACGGGUGGCUUCACCUCGGCGAUCCGCUCAGCAGUUCAGGAGAAUGUUUUCUGAACCUUGAGGCUCCCGUAUCCAGCGCUGUGGGUAUGACCACUGGUCCCCCACGGUUGUGAGUCGUUCUAUAUCCCAGACAAAUGGAAAUGCUACAGCGCCCUUUGAAAAAUGAUCAACUCGUGACCGCAGAGAGAAACUGGAAAAUGGUGACUAGACACGGAAACACUUUUCUCAAUUUUUUUUAUUGUCUCUUCUUGAAAAUAGAGAUUUUGUGAAAUGAAUCUUGGAUAUUGGCUGAAAAUUAUGAAUUAUUAAUACAUGUGAAUCGAUCAUUUCCAUUAAGAGUAUUUCACAUGGUAGGCUUACAAAUUCCACUUAAUUGUAUCUGUAAAUACUAAUCAGAUUGUAACAAAAGAAAAAGAAAUUAUCAGGAGUUCCCAUUGUGGUGCAGCAGAAAAAAUCUGACUAGGAUCCAUGAGGAUGCAGGUUCGAUCCUGGCCUUGCUCAGUGGGUUAAGG
Sus scrofa (pig) is the source of this 1650-nucleotide messenger RNA. The record is from RefSeq and is a predicted model, not a curated record. NCBI's taxonomy places the organism in Eukaryota, Metazoa, Chordata, Mammalia, Artiodactyla, Suidae.